Molecule: messenger RNA, 15656 nt
Organism: Amoebophrya sp. A25
Lineage: Eukaryota; Dinophyceae; Syndiniales; Amoebophryaceae
Source: the annotation of a GenBank genome assembly
CCCUUACGUUCUAUGCAGGGUCGCGGAAAUUAGUUUAGCACCCUGCCUGAUGCUAUGUUCUUGAUGUAUCGUAUUCAUAGCGAUUUCGAAGUGCCGGAAGUAGAUAGAGCGCCAAGUCCAUAACAACAACAUGUCCUUUCUUGGACUUGACACGGAGCUCUUGAGCGACUUGUCCAGUGUUGUCGUGAGCCGUAAGUUCGCGGCGGGCUCGAGCGGACACAUCCGACGAUAGAGAGGCCGCUGUGUAAAUCCGGUAUAAAAUCCACCUGGAUCCGCGAAAAUGCCGCGUCGUCAGCAAGAUUCGGCUCUCAAUCGUGACGUCCCCUCACGCGAAGGCGAGGGUGCAGAUAGUCCCCAUAAACUACAACUCUCUCCCGCCACCGGUCAAGGGCAACAGCAACAGGAUGACAAGCAGGACAUCUUCCGCAACCUUCCCGAAUCUCCCUCCCGACCCAGACCUCAAGACAAGGCUGAAACUGAGAAACACCGAAAAUUCCGUGGAGAUGCUCUUGUCAUCGUCGGCUCUUGGCGAACCGCUGAAGACCCUGUCUGGAAUCGCGUCUACUACUACAACCCCUAUACGAAGACGGCGACGUUCGACGUGUUCGAAGUCUUGUCCAGUGGAGGCAUGGAGGACUUGCUGAGGAGUCUAGAGUGGACUCUGUGUAUCUUGGAUCCGAGCUUGUUUCCGAGGAUUUAUGAUUUGCCUGGAUGGUGCUUAGAGCUAUUCGACAAUCCGAUGUGCGCUGGGAAAUGCUGUGGUACUAACUACUAUUGAUCUUUGGACACAAUGCUACUUGAUUAUCACUCUUGUAGCGAUGUCACGCUAUGCGAAUCACCGACACCCCCAGAGGGCGUCCAUGGUGUACUCGUUUUGACAGUGUCCUAAAACAAGACUCAUUAGGUUGAGUGCUUUCGUGCUCCCUCUUGAGUCACUCCUCAUAUUCCUUGUCGCGGUGGGUGCACAUUCUAAGUGUAGGGUCAUUUUUGUGGCCAAACCACCGGGUCAAACCAUGGAGAGAACAAACAUCUUGAAGUUUUCCAAUAUAUUGUCCCGAUCAGAUAACAGCUAAUUGAAUUCCCUACGGACACAAUGCGACUUGAUUAUCAGUCUCGUCGCGAUGUCAGACUAUGCGAGUCACCGAGAUUACCUUCCAAAAGGCCUCCGUGCUGGUUCGUUAUGACAGUGUCCCAAAGCAAGACUUAUUAGGUUGAGUGCUACUCUGCGCUCCCUCCUGAGUCAAUCUUCAUAUUCCUUGUCGCGGUGGGUGCACGUUUCAGUGUAGGGCCAUAUUUAUGGCCAAACCACCGGGUCAAACCAUGGAGAGAACAAAAAUUAAUUUUUUAGGAUUUAACCAAAUAUAACCAAAUUGUACUAAGCAGUUUCGGACGCAAUGCUGCUCGACUAUCACUCUUGCAGCGAUGUCAUGCUAUGCGAACCACCGACACCCUCAGCGGGCGUUCAUGGUGGUUCGUUAUGACAGUGUCCUAAAACAAGACUCAUUAGGUUGAGUGCUGUUUUGCGCUCCCUCCUGAGUCGAUCUCCAUAUUCCUUGUCGCGGUGGGUGCACGUUUUAGUGUAGGGCCAUUUUUGUGGCCAAACCACCGGGUCAAACCAUGGAGAGAACAAAAUUUUCGAGAACCAAAUAUAACCAAAUUGUACUAAGCACUUUCGGACGCAAUGCUGCUCGACUAUCACUCUUGCAGCGAUGUCACGCUAUGCGAAUCACCGACACCCUCACAGGGCGUUCAUGGUGUAUUCGUUGUGACAGUGUCCUAAAACAGGACUCAUUAGGUUGAGUGCUUUCGUGCUCCCUAUUGAGUCAAUCUUCAUAUUCCUUGUCGCUGUGGAUGCACAUAGUGUAGGGUCAUUUUUGUGGCCAAACCACCGGGUCAAACCAUGGAGAGAACAACCAGAAAAGAUUUCUUACUAAGUAUAUUCCUUCCCUGACUCUCGAUUCUCGAAUUUCCCAGACAUAACAAACCCAUAACAAUAGCAUUCAACUCCUCGUACAUAGGUUUCAUCGAAAAGGGUUCCGUUAUCGUGGUUAUCCGUCUCCAGUCCCAGGGAGACGGCACUCAGGUUGCUCAGAUGAUCAAUCCCUUGAAUCCUCGGAAAUUCGUUUAUGCCAAAGUCGGCGACGAGGGACCGGAUAAGAUCUAUCUGAAACCUCUCAUUGGCGUGUUGCAUGAACGGAGAGCGUAUUUGGAGGACGCGUUGGCGUCCGAAGAGCCGCAGUACGUGAACAUCGGAGACCGCAUCGAUCCGAAUGACCCAUACAACGUGGUCACCUACUUGGAUCCUGAAGCGCGUUACUACGUUUGCACGCAGAACCGGAACGAGAAUUUGCUGAGGCGAGGAGGAUGGUAUGAAUCGCGGCAGAAAAUGGACAAAGAGAGGUAUGCGAAGAAGCAAAUGAAAUUGCACCAGAAGAAACGGAUGCAGGCGGGGGCGGCGGCAGUGAGGUGCUUUUUGCGGAUGCCACAAAAGAAAGCGGCGAGUUCGGCUGGUGGGGGAAUGUCGUCAAACGGGGGCAGUGUUAUGAAAAUGAUUUCUGAGUAGUACAUCGUUAAAAAAGUUUUAGUGUCUCUACCAGAAUAAAACUUAGACUGAACUACAUGAAGAUGAUCCUUCGGGAGAACUUCGUUUUUCCGUUCUAAGUCCUCUCCAGGUAGUCGUCAAGCCGCUAGUGCUGGUUCAGGUUCUCGCGUCUCUUCCCGAGGCGGUCUUGGCUUUGUCCGAGGUAAAACGGUUACUGGAGAGGCCGGAGCCAAUCCCUUAGACCUGAGCAUGACGGGGAGUUCCUCUAGUGCGGCAAAGAGUGCAGGCAGUCUACAAUUCUUGCUAGAUCCAGAGGGGGAGCCACCCAAGGAUCGGCCGCCAGAACAACUGACUCUGGUGAUGCAAUUCGAGGAACAAUUUGGCGACAAGUUGCACGAAGUAGAAAUUCGCUUCAACCAAGAAGGCAGUUUCUUGGUUUUACCGACUGUGAUUGAUAGAAGGUAUGCGCUGCCAAGUAGUGUGAAGAAGAUGAACCCAGGAGUAGUAACAGUAGUAAAAGGGUCUGAACAUCAACAAGAUGGCGAUGCAGGAGAACAACAACAAAAUAACAACAAAGAGGAUGAUGUAUUCGGAGGUCUGGGGCUCUAUGGUCGUGGAGACGCCUUGCCAGGUUUAGUUUCCGACAGUAGUGAACCAGUUUUCGUUGAUUCCGAUCUGGGACAGCUGACUUCACUUGCGGUACAUGUCAUUUCGCGAACACCGUCUGACGUCGAUCGCCAUCACGUUGUGCGUCGGCUCCGGACCAUCCUUCGUGAAUUAGGCCUCGUCCCUCUAGAAGACGGCACCUACUUGGAAGUUAAACUCCCAAAAGCCGACGCGGCUACCUACAUCAACCGCCCUCCGCCACCGCGAGGCUUCUCAGCACCGCUUAAAGCCUUUUCCGGCGUCUACACCCAACAAGAACUGGAAGAGGCAGAGAGUUCGAUGCGGGAAAAGCUUCAAUUGGAAAGGAGGUUGAAAUUAGAGGAAAUGGAGAGGAAGAGGUUGGAGGAAGAAAACGCGGAAAGUAGCGAAUUAAGCGAGUGGGAUCCGGAGGAGGAAGAUGAAGAAGUAUUCACGUCCUAGCGAGUUUUGAGUCUGAUUGCCCAAUGGAGGCAGUAGAACUCACAUCACUGAUAGUUUUUUUUUGGAAAACUAACAGAUUUAUAAAAUAAACAGAUAUGCCAUUUUGAUUUUUGGGUUUGAUUACACUUGUCUUUUCUACUCUCUCCAAGAACCCAUUGUUUGCUUUCAACCCCAUUGUUUGCUUUCAACCGUUGUUUUCUCCGUCCAACCAGGAAGAGGAAGACGAGGACGUUUCGAGCAGCGCCCCUCCGACCAGAGAUCGGAAGAAGAGGAACGAGGACGUCGAUAGUGACGAAUCCGACGAUACUCGUGACCGUCGCUUAGCUGCCGAAGCUGAAGCCUUGGCUGCCAGAAAAGCCGCGUCACGCGAGAAACGAUUAGCCCGUCGAAGGGAGAAAGCAGCGUUCCGGGAGAAGAGACUUGCGAGAAGGAAUACGAAGCUAGCCCGCCGUGCAGCGAGGGAGAAGGCGGCAAGGGAUGCAGCGGAAUUAGCGAGGCUAGAGGAGGAAAGGAGGAAGGCGGCAGAGUUGUCUUAUGAGAAUGUACUGAUUGUUGAUGUAGAAGUAGGGAGAUUGUUGAAUGUAGAGUGUUGAUGAUCACGGAUGGUCAUAUCAGGAGCACACACAUGACGCGUAGAAGUAGGGACGCUUUCCUUUGCUCCUCCAAUCUUCCUGGUGGCAGCGCAUGGAGUUGGAGGUGAAGAACCGGAGAGACGUCCGCAACGCGCAAGUCCGACCGAUGUUGAAUAAACUGCACCCGCGUGAGAUCCAUGAGUCGUUCCGGGAGAGAGACGCGAGGGCCGACUUGUCUCACAAGCCUUGGGAUAGAAACGAACGGGGGCGAAGUCCUGAGAGUCCUGUGAACAGGCAUAAGCCGCCGAGAAGGAAACAGAAAAAUUAUGUGAUCAUGAAGAUACGGAGUUGUGAAUACUCGUAGGACCACUGUCAAGAAAAUUCUGUGAAUACUCGUAGGACCACUGUCAAGAAAAUGAAAACUCACUUUGGAAGAUGUGAUCAAGUUUUCCUAAUUUCACUUGUGUUCUCCUACAACUUCAUCAGGGUUGAGAUGCUUCUUUCACGGAUCAGUAGUUUUAGACCUCGUCUUCGUCUCACGUCUAAGCCUUCGAAGACGGCAGCCCAUCUGGUCGCGACAUGGAUUUCCGUCAAUUAACUCAAGCCGAGUUCAUAGACCGGGAAGCCAAAGCAGGUCAAGACGGCUUGACCCUAGAGGAGAUCAUGACGAAGCAGGCAGUAGAAAUUAAGGCUUCGCCCGACCCCUCUUGGGGAGCAUCGGAACCCCUCUUCGGGAGCAUCUUGAAGCCUCUCAUCUCAUCCCAUGAGGAGAAGGAAGCAUCAAGAUGAAUUUCAAGAUGGAUAAGAGUGCGAGAGCUCUAAAGAAAGAGGUGACCUGUCGGCUUUGCAGGGUGUCCACAAUCGAAAAAAAGGUGCUGAGAACGAGAUGAUGGAACUGACGAGUCACAUGGAAUCACCCGAUAGAUAUUCUUGGGCAGCGCAAAGCAGAGAAUUCUGGGACCAGAAACCUAAACGAGGGAAGUUACUACCUUUGCCAGGAGAGAUAUCACCAGAGGCGCAAGAGAGGAGGAAAUUGCGAGCAUCAGUGAGUGGGAGAUCGAGCAAAGGGAGUCGUAAGUUUUGUUGCGGUUUUGAUUCGUGAUACGUGUAUGAUGUGAAGAUCUUCUGGUCCCUCUGUCAUUCUAAGUAAUUGCCAUUCUAAGUAAUGUUUAGCGAUGAACAUCAAUUCACCUGCCGACUGCACUCGAUCCAAACAAGGCUCUUCCAUUGCAUCACCUCCAUCAUUUCCAACCACAGGCGCUUCUCAAUCCAACGCUGACACCGACGGCCUCUCAAAACGCGAGCUAGACGCCCUCGAAAUGGCUGAGGGCAAGUGGAAUGCGGAUCACCCUUGGAAGACGGGCAAGGUCGCACCAGACGAGGACAUGGAAGUUUUUUUAGUUUCACAACAAAAACUCGAACUACGUCCUGGUCCCGAAGGAGGUUUGGGCGAGCGCGAUGCAGAAGGCCACCAGAACCCACUCCGAGUGGCACGAUUAGGUCGUGCUCAAGCCUAUGUGCCGACUGAGAAUCUGCGAGAUAAUGCAUUGCGAUCGAGGUGGGGACGAGUCGUAGGUUGGACUCCGAAUCCGGCAGACUUAUCGGACAUCGCGUUCCGACAUGACGAUGGAAUGAACGACAUGGAUCGAGACCCCGAUCGAGAUAUCCUCAACGUGAUAGCCGAAGAAGUUGAAGCUUCAGGUUACGACCCGCUUCUUGGCGCAGGUCGGGUGCCGUCAUCAAGUUCAACGGGGCCUCAGAAUACGGGUGCUGGUAGUAGAGGAGGACCAGGAGGAGCUUCCAAAGUGUCCCGGAACAAAUACGCCUACUUAGCCGAGAUGAAGGACGUACCUGGUAUCACCGAGGACGGCUGCGUUUUGGUCACCGAGAGUCGCGACUUCCACCAUAGCAGAGUUCUAGGCCGGUUGAGACCGAAUACGCAGCUGUCGUUUGCGCAGAUCAUAGGGUCUAGAGCACAGAUUUCCCACGUUUUUAUGGAAGUGGAGAACCCGGAUUACGAUCCGGUCCUAGACGGCGAAGACGAACGCGUGCAGAAAGUAUCCAUCAUCGAUCCGGAACUGGACGCUCAUUACCGCGGCGGCUGGGUUUCUCUAGUACUGUUUGAAACAGGCGAGAGCUUAUUCUCAAAGAUCUUACCAUUGUCAGAGGUGGAAACGAGCAAGCGGGACAUGGCGAGAACGGCCUUGAAGUCGGAGAUGGAACUGAAUGCCCAAGCGGAGGCAAAAGCUGCGGCUCAGGCAGAAGCGGCAGCUUUGGACAAAGCGACUCGGAUUGCGAACGAAACGAAGUACAGUGGUUUGACGAGACACCAGAUAAUCGAACUGCAAAAAGCGAGAAGCAGACCGGCGAGUAGAACUUCUUGAUUUGGAUUUCAAGAAUAUUCUUUGGAAUUUAGUAGAAGGACUACAUGACGUGUUUGUAUUUUGGGUUGUCCAGCAUUGUCCUCGUUCUUGUGAUUCCCGGUGCAUGUUUGAUUGUAUUAAAAAGAACUUCCACGACUUGUUUUCCACUUGUUGUUACCCACCUGCUCAGGUUCCGAAUCCGCCGCCGAUGGCAGACCCGCCGCAGCAGCCGGCACUCUGGCCGAUCCCUCUCAGGCCUUCGAAUCCGCUGUGCACGCGAACAACAUGAUUAUUAUUCAGAGAGAAACCGUCACUGGUGGUUGGCGAGAAGCAAAAGAUCAUAUUUGGAAUCGGACUUACUAUCUGAAUCCUGGGAGUGUUGCAGUGCGUGCAACCUGGGACAUCCGAGAACUUUUGCACGAUGGCGGUCUGGAAGAUUUGUUGAUAAACCAGACGUGGCAUUUGGGAGUAGUUGGAGAAGCGACGGAAGUUAUGGUGAUGGAAAUUGGAGGUGAACGUGAACGAAGAACUUUGACGAGAACUUUGAGAACUUUCUUUUGAUUUUGGAUUUGGACUUUUUAUAGUUUUUUUUUUCUGAGUCGGAACCUCAAGCAUGAUUUUGUCGAAACCGGACCCACGUAAGCAGUCUCUAACCUUCGUGCCGCCCGCGAUGAGUCAUGGUCUCUCGAAGUCUACGACAAACCUUUGCGCGAGGCCAAGGAUAACUACAGUCGCAAAAUCGCUGGUGAAUACCUCAAUCCCCGCGAGCUAAAAGAGCAUAAAGUUAAGGCUAGCGAUAAUUCAUCUUUCAGAGCAUCCCUGAAAAGUAUGAUUGAGUAUCUAUCCUCGGGCAAGACUCUCCCAUACUUUUCAAGGAUACACUUGAAGGAUGAACUACGGACAGUUCUAAGAAAGCACGCUUAGCCGGUUUGCUCAAAGACGAAGACCAGAAAGCUCCUAGUCGCCUGAUCAAGCAGGGUAGAAUCGUUGUGAUGACCGAUUUGAAUCCGCAGACGGGCGUUGCGAAGAUCCUGUGUCCGAUGGUGCCCACGAGAGAAGACGUUUCAAAAGCAAAAGAGCUAAUGGACCUAUGUGAUCCAUUAAAGUGCACCAUAGGGUACACGAAGGUGUAUUCGAUGGACAAGCGGCCUUUGGUGAAGAACUUGGUUUUGGAUGAAAGAGGAACAGCGUUGAGCGGAGUGUUUAUCUUACGGAGGAAACUUCGUUGGGGGACAUAUUUCAAUCAUUCUCAAGUUGAAACUCAGAAAGAAAAAUUUAAGGACCGACUACAACUCGUUUACAACUCUCCAUUACAUAAUUACAUUUACACGUUCUUACACCCUCCUCUAAUCCUUGCCGACUUCCCCGAACGCGUCCUACUCCCUGUCCAAGAAGAGCAGGACAUCGAAUCCGAGGACGUGGCUUACGUACGAGGUGGCGACUUAGUCCUUUUCUCCAUUGUCGCGGGCAUUCGAGGUCGCAUUACUACUGUCCCUAAAGUUCCAGGCAUGCCCAUCGAGGAAGGCUGGGUGACGCUUAUGCUGCCUGACGGAAAACCCUUGUUUCGGGAACAAAUGAGCCAUGAUCGGAUAUUCAAGUUAAGACAAACAAAAUACCGGUAGGUAGGCUCUCCAUCGGAGGUACUUCCCAACUGGUUGGCCUCACAAGUAGACACUGAUAGCUACAUAAGAGGUACCAUGACAUGACAUUUUCAGAAGCAUCUUGGUCCUCCCGUUUUUUUUCAAGGGACGAAAAGGAGACCCAAGAUGCUGCUGAAGAUGGAAUUCCCAUAGUUCUAAUCAGUGGAGGUCUGCAGCAUUCUGGGACUGCUCCGUUGUCCGGUCGUUCUGGUUCUACUCUCGGCGGUAGUCAGGAUUCGACGAUAGCGAAGAAAAUACCCACAUUACGGCCUCUUGCUGUAAUUCAUUUCAAGAAGCUGCAUCUUUUCGACCCCCUUUGUUUUCCCUAAGGGAGUAGAGAAAACAUGUAGUCGAAGAUUUAUCUUAUCUCAGGAUCAUGAAUUUUUAGAAUCACAAUUUAUGUGAGCUCAUCUAACCACAGUUCAAGACGGUUUCGUUUUGCGAUGGGCAGAUCGAGUACGCUUGAGCAACACGGAGUUGGACAAGGUAGCAGAACUCGUAACCGACGACCACUAUCAGGAGUUCGUCAUCAACGAUGUGAAAACAUUGAAAACACUCGAACUGCCUUACGAACGCGGUAGACAUCGCUCCCACGCCCACAUUCGCACCACGCCAGAAGAUCGCGAAUACCUCAAGAUUGAGAAACUCUUGGCUUCCGAACGCGCUGAAGAACGCAAACUGGGUGUGCAAAAGCUAGAGGAGAAAGCGAAGAAAGACUUGGAGGAAUGUCGAGCGAAAAGACUAGCAGCAGAAGAGGCGAAGAGGAAAGCAGAGGAGGACGAACUGGAGUUGUUGAGGGCUGAACAGGAAAAAUACGAAGACAUGGACGCUAUGAACAUGGCAGCGGGGAAAACACCGGUUGGCGCGCCGGCGCCAGGUCAGGGGGCUCAGAGCAUCUCUCAAGCAAAGGCCGCUGCUGCAGCUAAGGUAGUUGAGCAAGUGGAAGAAGAAAUACGAAAAGCAGAGGCAGAAGAUGAAGCUGAGCGGCAAAAAGUCCGUGACUACUGGGACGACGAACCGGAUCAGGUCAGCAGCAUGUAUGACACUCAAUUCGCGGAGGAACGAGUCGAGGAUGCGCACAACAUGACCAGCGUAGCCAAAGGCUAUCUGAACAAAAUCAGGAAAGCAAAAUUGAAGCGGCGACUACAAUCUUUGCCGACCGAGGAACUAGACUACCACGAAUUAGGCGGCGUGGACGAUAGACAGAGCGUCUUCAGGACUCUGCCGGAGUUGAUGGACGUUUUGGACAGUGGCAGGCAGUUGUGCGAUUGGAAAGUAGUAAGGGACGCGGUUUUUGGCCUGCCUUAUUGGCGCAAUUGCUGGACCGAUACGAGAGCGACGAUGCAACAGCUUCUAGUCUCUGGAGCCUGGAAAUUGCACGUGGUGGUGGCGCCACAGGUAGAGGUGUUCGAAGACGGUCAAUUCGAACCUGAGCGAACUUGUUCAGUCUUCACCAAAGGUUGCGUCCUCCUAGUUGAGUGGGUUGGAGACGACGUGUGCCGAGUCUUGUCUCCGCCGUUGUAUUCCCUGAUGCGAGGAGGCGGUGGUGCAAGUUCGGGUCGUUCGGGUCUUUUUAUGUUUGAGGUUAGAUAGAUGAUGAUGUUCAAGAUACUAUGUAUAAGUUUAUAAGAUUCAGUUUAGUAGUAGUAGUACUCCUAUUGAUUCUUAUACUCCAUAACCUAUGUAUACCCCAAUCAUGAAUUGUUCUCUCAUUUUCUUUUUCAUCCCAGGGGAGUCCCUCCAGUCAAUUCUAAGGAAUUCUCAUUUCGCUUUUCCAAAGUCUCCACCUGUUCUAACCCUAUCCAGCAGACGACUUCCAAUUCCAGUCGGCAGUUGGGGAUUGAUCCUCCAGGUGCAGUGGUUGGCAGCCUAAGCCGAGAUAAAGACGACGUAGCUAUUCCUGGUCAUGGCUAUUGUCCAUUCAUUGGCUUCUUCAAACCUCUGGUUGUUUCCGCAGCUGGUAUGGCGCAUGCGAGUUUGAUUGACGACAUGCUAGAUCAUCAGGGAGACUUCGUGGAUCCAGGAGAAGUGCUUGGCGGUGAGGGGGACCCUCAAGAAGAGCCAGCUUCUCCCCACAAAGGAACGACAACAUCGGUAACUGCUGCUCAAGCUGUCUACGGCAGUCUGCAGAUGGUUUCAAGCCCGUCAGCUGCUGAUGGGAGACCUGGCACGGCGUCUUCGGGAGCUGCACCCUCUACGCUUUGCGGCAUACCGAAGACUGGCGUUAUCUACAGGGUUACGCCCUUUGGUUCGCACGUGUCGGACGAAGAGGUCAGACUAGUCAUGGCCAACGACUUUGAGGCACGAACAGGAGUCGUCGUGCGGAUGUAUCCGACUCGCAAGGCGUGCAUGCAGCAGUUGAAAUAUGCUGUGAAUAAGAGGACAGGGAAGCAGGAGAUCGUGAGUUAAGGCUACCGUGGUUGCAUCCUCAACCAGCCUCAUCCCUGAUUCCGUUUUCGAUUACCUAGAAGUGCUAAAAUGUAGUUGUUUCUUUGUUUCGAGGAAUUGAAAUCUUUUUUGUCUACGGUCUACCUACUUACGUUGGAAAGGGGCACAGGGCUGGAGGUUUCAAGGAUGCGACCGAGGCCGCUCUAAGGGAGGCCUUGGCGAGAGUUUGAUUGGACUGAUAAUCCGAAUGAGCAUUUUGUCCGGCAAGCAAAAGGGGAAGGUUUACUCGAACCAACAGAAGCCGAGGGCGCUCCUCUACCUUUGACGAAACAUGGCAAGUUGUACGGCAAUCUCAUGCACGACGACGAAAUUGUCAUCCAGCACGUCGAAGGCCGCUACGCCUACGUUCUAGUUGUGAAAAUGAAACAGUUUAUGAUCUCCCGAAUGCGUGCAGGCUGGAUCGAACUGGUGGAUGAACUCGGGAAUUGCUUUGUCAGAAUGGUACCGCAAGAAGAACGAUUACUCUCUUUAAGGCUAAUCGAAAACUCAAAAUAGCCGAGUAGCCAACUGAAAUAGCAGAGUCAUUACGUUGCUCUUGUUUCAGUAUCUCGCUUAUUGUAAGUAGUUACUCGCUUAUUUCAGUUUUUCGAAUACAAGAAAUCCAUCUGUAAGCUGUACUGUACAGUUACAACAUCUUAGACGGGCGUCCCAGAAAUCCGUACUUCGAACGGAUGCCCAUCUAGACAUCUUAGUUCUAAACUCUAGAAAUCCGUACUUCGAUCAGAUGCUACCGGAAAUCCAGAAGAAGGACUACGUCCUCGUCAAAGGAGUAUCGCCUCCACCGACGCCCAGCACGCCACCAGAGGAGAUGGAGUUGGUUGAGGUGGAUGAGUUGGACGCGAUUUCGACUCCUAGUGCGAGAAGUGGCGAUGAGUUGUUGACAGCAGCAGAUCGGGCGAAUGUGAAGAAAGAACUUAUGGCAGAAUCCUUGGGUUUAAUUAGAAGACGCUGUACUGAUAUAUAAGUAGUGACAAGACGAGUCUGUGUUUGUAGAAGUGUGGCGUCGUACUUAUAAGUAGAGAACAAUAGUCUGUGCUUGUAGUGUGGCGUAAUCUUCUAAGACGGUAUUGUUAUUGGAGUUUAUCUCUAGUGAAUGAUAAUGAUGGGCAUGGACGAGUUUGAUUUUCAGAAACCUCACUCAACUACUACCUCCUCUAACGGAAGCAAAGAAGAAAAACUGCAGCAAAAGAAGGAUGAAGAGGAACGACAACGGAAAUUACAGGAAGAAGCUGUCCGAAAAGCGUUCAUAGAUAACAUGGAAUUGUUGAGACCCCACAUCCUGCCAAUCCUCUUACAGAUGUCGGAGAUGGCAGAUAGGCCGAUACAACAUUUGAGCGAUUACAAGGAGUGCAGGGAUCCGAUUUGGGGGAGGAGGUAGUUUUGAUUUACCUAUUGCUAUUCCUAUGAGUUUUUUUUUUGGAAUGCCUAUGAUCCUUCUUCAUAUUGCUGCCCCACAAGAAGUGAUUGAAAAAUUGCUACUCCAGGUACUUCCUGAACAUCUGGACAUCCGAGGUCGUUUACCGCAUCGACAGCAAGGAGAACAUCCCGUUUGUCAGAAUGUUCCUCAAUUUCGUUCCCUCCAAUGUGCAUUCUAGUUUCUUCGAAAAAGAUCACAAAGGUUGUCGCAAAGUUGCGUAUACCAGGAUAAACCGCGUCGUCGUCAACGCCCUAGAGAUCAAAGCUGGGGAUGAGAAUUUAGUGAGGACUAAGUUGUUGGCCCAAAAUGGACUAGGUGUCUUUGAGGAGAUGGCUGCCGUUCCGAAAGAUGGCACUGUUAGAAAACCAAGAGCAGAGAGGACAGCGAGUGCGGAGAGCGUGCCUGUUGCUCCUGGAGCGGCAGGAGCAGCUCCAGCAGGAGCUCCUGGAGCGGCAGGAGCAGCUCCAGCAGGAGCUCCUGGAGCAGCAGGAGCUCCUGGAGCGGCAGGGGCAGCUGCAGCAGCAACCCCUGCAGCAGGUGGAAAGGACAGCAGGGCAGGAUCAAAAAAGAGCUCAGCGAUAGGUUCAAUGCCAGGAAAAGCAGGCUCGACUCCACGUAAAGCGGGAGGAGAUGGAGACAGCAAGGCUGAAGCUUCGAGACCCGAGACACCCGCGCCACCCGAGGAAGAUCCUCUAGACCCGCGUACGAACGCGAAGAUGAUCUUCGAAACCACCAUUGAUCUCGGCGCUUUGAACACACUGUAUCCAGCAAGACGAAAUGAAUUGGAGUAUCUCUGCUCGGAUGAUCAGUAUUUGCUGCAGGGACAAUUGACCGCUGUAAUGGCUGGCUUACCCGAAAUCAUGCGCUUCCGACUAGACGAAAGUGUAAAUCCGAGUGUAGAGGAAGUCCGAUGUAGAUUUCAGGAAGUCCCAAGAGCGAUACUUGCCGAAGAAGCCCGCGCUGCCGCACCUAAGAUUGGAAGGCGAAGCCAGAAACUUAAGGGGUUGGACUUGCAGGGAGCCAAGAAGGAAGGAGGUGCACCGAGUACGCGUUCGACGGCUGCGCCGACAACAGGUAGAACGGAUCUCAGUAUGUCGAGUUUAUGGAAAGAAUUUGUUGUUUUUCUGAGAUUAUUUUGAAACAAAUUCGUUGAAAAGAACCUAAUCAUGAAAAACUUCCUAAUCAUGAAUUUGAUGAAGAACACCAUCAGAUCGGUAGCUCUUUUUAUUCCCUCACAACUACUAACUACAUCUCCCCGUCUAAUCGGAACAAGCACGAAAAUGCCGGAAGCCCAGGCCCUUGCCGUCAAGGAGGUGACAAACAACCUAAAGUUCCGCACACCCACAGUUUUAAACCUAAGCAAGAAGCCACUAGGAGAACAUGGCGCGAUAGCUUUACAAGGCGGUUUCAUAAACGGUGGUGGCGUGAUGCUGCAGGAACUGUGCGUGUGGGGAUGCGGUCUGGGCAAUGACGGUGCAGAAAUAGUACUCGAGAAUCUGCCACCUUCAGUGAGGACGAUUUGGUUGGAUGACAAUGACAUUUUUUUAUGGCUUGGAAGACCUGAAUGACAUACAUCUGAACUUUUCGUUUUUACUGCUCAUGGGGACAUCAUGACUGCUUCGCAUGAGCAGUCUUGGGGACAUGAAUUUCACAUGACUAGAUUUUACUUCGCAGGAGCAGUCGGCCUGUUGCGGUUGCCAUUCAAAGUACGGCUACCUAAGAUCGAGAAUGGCCUUCUCUCCUCCUCUAAAGUCCUCCAUCGCCCCCGACGUGAUACCUGCAGAAAACCAGAUCGAAGAAUUAUACCUUGGCAGCAAUCGAUUAGGUGUAUCCGAUAGCAUCUUAACGAUUCUCAAAGACUGUCCGAACUUGAUCCACCUAGAUCUGGCCAGAAACGAGAUCGAAUCACAUCGCAUGCUGCCAGUGUUUGAGUAUUUGACCAGUAUGGAAGCAAGGUUUUCGUACGCUUUACGGUCUUUGUCGUUGCAGUGUAAUAAACUGGCUGGAAAAUCAGUCAGAAAAUUCCUCGACGACUGGAACGAGAAGAAAGUUGCUCAUGCACCUGGGUUCGCUUUUGAGCAUCUGGAUGUGAGACAUAACAGCAUGAUCGACGCUGUAGUCAGAAAGUUACGGCGGCUACCUCUCGCAAUUCAUAUCUGAAUCUGAACAUAGGGAUUGGGAUCUUCCCCCGACCAACAAGAAAGGGUCGGGGGGGGGGGGAUAGUACCCAUAGUACCCUAGCUACAAAGAUAUGAUGCCCUGCCCAUAAGGCAGUCUGCACUGAACUCUGUGCGAGAUUAGUUGUAUUGUCUUGUAUUGUUACUAGGGGCUCGUUGUGAAGGAUCCACAACCUAACCUAACCUAACCGCUAAUAAAGGACUUGCACAUCCAUUUCAAUGAGAAGCUACUAGCGUUGAAGGAAUGGGACUGUAUCUUCGACGUGCUGAAUGACGAGAGCGAACAAAAUCCAGAUGAAGAGGAGGCUGAAGAACAGAAGGCAAAGCCAGCAGAGGGAGGCGACGCUGCAUCACCCUUUGGUGAAGGAGGUGCGGAAGGCGGAGGUGCUUAGGGGAAGUGAUGAAGUUGUAGAGGGAUUAUAACAUGUAGUUAUGAUAGGAUUUAACAUAGUAAGAAAAUCGAAGUAAAUCUAAACCUAAAGCAAAAGCAAUCUUCGGGGUCGUUCACACAUAUCACAGUCUUAUUUGUUCUCCGUCAUCAUCGAUUUUGUAACUGUAAAGUUUGUUUUUUAUGUGCAUGCUUCCUACCUACUUUUUUGAACGACUCGUGUCGCAUUUCUACUAGAAGAUACUCAUAGGCAUUAGAUGGGAAUUCUCCGGAAAAUGAACAACGAUAGGAUUUGUCUGCCAAGAAUGCCCUCUUGAGAAAUAGUGAUGAAUAGGACUCGACAAAUGAAAUUAAAUGAACACGUAGAAAGGGAAUGAAUAGUAUUACCAGUAGCUUCGGAAAGAAAAGGAUUGACGAUACGAUACAGUCGAUAAUGGUUGCUUCGAAACAUCAUUUAAUGCAUUUUUUUCACAAGGAUGAAACAAAUAGCACGAGGAGUUGUAACAAACAGUAUCACUCAGAAUUCAGGUUUAGUCAGAAAAGCUCACAGAUCACACCCACAGUUUAACACUCAACACGGUUUAACAGAUUUAGCAUCUAAACGGUACAAGCAUCUAGAUGAUUUUUUUCCUGUGAUUCAUAUUUUGCAUCUCUCUACUUGGUUAAAUUUUGUGAUUAGCAUCGCACGCUGAUUAGAAAAAACAGUGUAGGAUUGAUUUUCAUGUUGUCCCCCACUCCUCCACCGACCCUCACAAGAUCCCGAUUAUUCCCUACAAGCAAAUGAGAAGUCGAUCCCCCGUCAAGCGUCCCCUAUAUUCCAACUUCUACUGCAACAAGAAAGACGCAUGAGAAUUUCGACAUCAUCAACUAACGAGUGAGCUUGGGAGGGUUCAUCAAAGUCAAAUUGUGAUCACCGAAGUCGUCUGGCAAGAAGGGCAAAUCAAAGUGGCGCGUUUGUACUGAUUGAUUGAUUGAUUGUACUGUAGUACUCAUUUUUCCGACCUCAAAAAUUUCUCAGUGAAG